GCGAGCUCAGCCGCCGCCAUGGCCACGCAGGUGCAGAGUCUGCCGCCCAACCCGUUGCCGCCGCCUCACGGGGCCCAGGCCCCGGAGCAACCGCGCCCGGAGCCGGCCCAGGCCUCGGGACACACCCAGGCUCAGGCCCCGGCACAGGGCCAGGCCGCGGGGUCCGAGCAGGCAGCCACGCAGGCCGGGGCCGGCACCAGGCCCGAGGCCAAGCGCCUCAUGGCAGCCCCGCCGCCCAAGGUGAACCCGUGGAGUAAAGCGGCCUGUGCCGGUGAGACCGGCACGCUCAGUCCGGCGCCGCCCGCAGAGCCCGGGCCUGGGGCCGCACCCGGGAACGGGUCCGAACCCCCGGGGCAGGCCGGAGACAGCGCCGAAGAAGCGAGAGCCGGCAGUGGCCGCAGGAAGGAGUUCAUCGAGGCGCCGCCACCCAGGGUCAACCCCUGGACCAGGAGAGUGAGCGGGAGCGGCGUGGACACCGAGCCAGAAAUGCCAGCACCAGCUAAAGUCGUCAAAGCAGGGAACCCAAGACCAAAGAAAGGAGCCAAGGUCAGCGAUUUUGGUGACACCACAAACUGGCCCACACCUGGUGAAAUUGUCAAUAACAAGACAUGGGAGCCGGUCAUUUCCUCUGAGCAUCCACAGAACAGUAAGCCACAGCAGAACAAAAAACCUCCCGCGAGGAAGGAACGGCCAGAGAAAUGCGACAGCAGUGAGAGCAAAGAGAACCAGAAAGCCAAAUCGGAUGAAUCACCAGAGGAACGGAGCGCCGAUGAGGAUUCGCAGAAAUCUACACAGAAGAGAAAAGGUUACAAGCAAAAGUGGGUCCCACUACAAUUGGACGUAAAAUCGGAGGGUACACAGGACAAGCCAGCAUCUCGCAGCAACUCGCGCCCCCAGACGGAGCCUCUGCGACCACCGGUCAAUAACAGGAAUGACUCAAAAGGCUACCAUCGUGAUGAAAAGCAUGACUCCCGGGAUUGGAGGGAAGACCGCGAUGAGAUUUCCAGUGUCAAAAGCGAGGGUGGAACAAUCCGAGGGGGCUUCAGGGGGCGAGGACGUGGACGAGGCCGGGGGAGGGGUCGUGGCAGAGGUGCUUCUCGCUCUCACUUUGACUAUCAUUACACCUACAACACAAACACCGACAGUAAUGAUGGAUUGUACAGGCCGAAAUUUGGUAGUGAUAUCAUCUAUUACUAUGACAAUCAGAGCAGUGCGGAGCUGUACACAAUGGACAAAAAGCUGCUCAAAGACUACAUCAAGAAACAGAUAGAGUACUACUUUAGUCUGGAUAACUUGGAAAGAGACUUUUUCCUGAGAAGAAAGAUGGAUGCUGAUGGUUUCCUGCCAGUCUCGUUAAUUGGAGGUUUUCACCGUGUCCAGGCAUUGACCACUGAUGUCAGUCUCAUCUUGGAGGCUUUGAAGGACAGCACUGAAGUGGAAGUGGUGGACAAGAAAAUCCGAAAAAAGGAAAACCCUGAAAAAUGGCCUCUUCCAGAGACAGACUUCACACGUUUACUGAAUUGCCCAGAAUUCAUUCCGGGGCAGACUUACAAAAAGCAGACUGAGUCGGCUCCAGGCUCUCCUCGGGCAGGAAGUGCUGCAAGUUCCAAGACUGAGGAGCCUAGUAACUUGAAGACUUUGCCAAAAGGCCUUUCCACCAGCCUCCCAGACCUGGAUUCUGACACAUGGAUAGAAGUGAAAAAGCGGCAUCGGCCAGCUCCUGCAAAACCAAAGAAAUCCGAGGAACCCAAAUCACAAACAUCACUGAAGCCGGACCAAGAAGAACAAGAGGAGCUGGACUUCAUGUUCGAUGAGGAGAUGGAGCAGAUGGUUGGGCGCAAGAACACGUUUACUGAUUGGUCUGAUGAAGAUUCUGACUGUGAAAUUGACGAUCGCGAUGUGAACAAGAUUCUGAUUGUGGCGCAGACACCCCCGUACUUGAGGAAACAUCCCGGUGGAGACAGGACAGGGAAUCAUGUCUCCAGGGCAAAACUGACAUCUGAGUUUGGUAAGGUCAUUAAUGACGGCCUUUACUACUACGAGCAGGAUCUGUGGAAAGAGGAUUAUGAGCCAGAAUAUUCAACUAUAAAGCAAGAAGUGGAAAAUUUCAAAAAGCUGAAUAUGAUCAGCAGAGAGGAGUUUGACACUCUGACCCCUGAACCACCUGUUGAUCCAAACCAAGAAGUUCCACCUGGACCACCAAGGCCCCAACAAGUACCAACAGAUGCAUUGGCCAAUAAGCUUUUUGGUGCAGCUGAACCACCGGUGUCUUGCAUGGCACGAUCUUUGCCAACAACUGUGCCAGAAUCACCGAACUACCGGGGUGCACGGACCCCUCGUACCCCGCGCACACCAAGGUUAAAGGAUCCAAGUCAAACGCCCAGAUUUUACCCUGUUGUGAAAGAAGGGAGGCCAUUGGAUGCAAAGACUCCUCGGAAGCGGAAAACAAGGCACAGCUCAAACCCCCCACUUGAGAGCCACGUGGGCUGGGUGAUGGAUUCAAGAGAGCACCGGCCAAGGACAUCUUCCUUCAGCUCCAAUGCCAGCCCAUCAGAGGGAAUCCCGAUCGCUGGAAGCUACGGUUGUACCCCACAGUCCCUUCCCAAGUUCCAACAUCCCUCACAUGAACUGCUGAAGGAGAACGGAUUCACACAGCAUGUUUAUCACAAGUUCCGCAGGAGAUGCCUGAAUGAGCGUAAGAGGUUGGGAAUAGGACAGUCUCAGGAAAUGAACACGCUCUUCCGAUUCUGGUCAUUCUUCCUAAGAGAUCAUUUCAACAAGAAGAUGUAUGAAGAGUUCAGACAGUUAUCUGUUGAGGAUGGGGAAGAAGGAUAUAGAUAUGGACUGGAGUGCCUUUUCAGAUAUUAUAGCUAUGGCCUUGAAAGGAAAUUUAGACCGGAGAUCUUCAAGGAUUUCCAGGAAGAAACCAUUGUGGAUUAUGAAGCAGGGCAGCUGUAUGGAUUAGAAAAAUUCUGGGCCUAUCUAAAGUAUUCAAAAGCUAAGAAUCUGGACAUUGAGCCAAAACUUCAGGAAUACCUCAGCAAAUUUAAACGUCUGGAAGAUUUCCGGGUGGACCCUCCAAUUUGUGAUGAAGUUGGCCGCAAGCGUCAUUCUUUAACAGCUGAUGAGAAACGGCGCCUGCCAUCGUUGUCUUCCAUUAAAAUGACGAGCGCCAUCAGUGAGGCUGAGACUGGGUCACAGCUCCCCUCCAAAAGCACGACAGAAGGAGCCAACUCCACUCUGAGCCAGGACACUGCUUCAGCGGAAUCCCUGCAAGUGCAAAGUGCAAAAAAAUAGAGCUUGGACUCUGCCCCUCAACCCUGGAUCUUUUAUUUGAACUUUUGGUAUUGUCACCUCAAUGACUGACAGAAAAACUGGGCCCGAUAUCAGACAUUCUUCAAUGCUGGGCAGUGGACAAGUGCAUCAGCUGCCUGAAGACUUGUAUUCAAAGCCAGUUUCACGUCCUUCACCCAUAUGAAUGAAUGUUGCAUGAGAACAGUUGGCUAAAAUACAAUUCACCUGCUUGAUUUAGGGGUCGACAAUACAGCUUCACUCAGAUAUCCAGAAAACACAAAAAAAAACAAAAAAAAUCAAAACCCGUCCCUUGAGAACGGGAUUAAAAAGAUGCCUUAUUACUGCCUGCUCCUGUUUCUGGGCAGCAUAUAGUUAAAUUCUGCUCGCUCGGCUAAUGACUCUCCUAUUGGCCUGCUAGUCUUGAUAAAAUUAUCAGUUCCUUAUCCUGGAUUUUGAAUUGUCAAGAUUUUGUUUGUACCCGAUUUAAAGUUACCGCAGGCGGGAUCAAAAAGGUGAUUUAAAACAGAAAUCCUAUAGAGUGGCAGAUACUUUUCUGUCCGGCCUUAUUCCGCUUGUUCAUGGUAAAGGACAUCAGUCUGAUAACCAGAGAUAAAGACAUUAGGAAGUAGCCAUGGCAACGGCUCAUUGACCCCACAUCAAACUAUUGAUCAAAGCCACUGCUGCAGUGCCUUUGGCCACAAAUGUUUUAUUGCUCCUGUCCAGUUGUCUUUUUCCCUUCUCCCAAACUCAAACCGCCAUCACCUUGAAAAACGCUACAGUCCGACUUCAUCUUAGUUGGUGAGCUGCCUGCUUGGAGUAACAAUCAGUAACAUUGCUGAAAUUUAUAUUGGGCAACAUCAUUCUCAAAAUGUGUGUUACGUAGGGAUGUCGCAGUGUGAUUUAUUUUUGAUGUACUGUACAGUGGUAAUCUUAACUCCCAUUAUUCUAGCUGUUGUUCUGGAAAUGCGACCAUCACUAGGAGCACAAGGCUUGGUGUUUUCUUUUUGUUAAUCAUUGUCACAUUAGUGUGGUCUGGUUAGCAGUAUAUAGGAAAACUGAGCCCUGUGAUUAUUGCAGAUUUGCUACAUCAAAGUAUAUUGGGACAUGCUAUUGUGAUAUUUGUAAUAUCAGAUUAUUAUGUUGUGAUUGGUAUGCAUGUUUCUCAUGGAUGGGGUAAGUUGCAUAAUUGGGCCCUAGAGAAGUUGGUACUAGGAGCAGCCUGGUAGCUUUGCUUUUCUAACUACAGCUCAGAGCUCAGAUUCUGGACUGCCUUUUCCUCAAGGGGGACUGUUGGCAAGAGUUUGAUCAGUCAGUGGCCAGCUAGUUGGAUGGCACUCUUGGUGAUAGAAAAUGCACUUUCUCUGCUCUCCCUUAUUGAGUGCAUUUGGCGCUCGUUCUUGUUCACUCGGUCUCCCUCUCACUUGUUCUUUCUUUGUUCUCGUUCUCUCUCUCUCUCUCGCUUUUUCUUUCACUCCUCCUCUCUCUCGCUCACUCAGCAGGCUUUGUUUUCCCAGGGCCGCCAUGCCCUCCCAGCUAGCUGAGUCAAUGUUGGUGAAAUGCCCUGGGCUGCUUAGGAGGGUAUGUGCAAUGUAAACAGUGGGAAAAGGCUCCGGUAUCCCCAUGUAACCAGUUUGACUUGAUUUUUUAUUUGGCUAGUCCGAUCUGCCAUUGUAAAAUCAGGUAUGUUAGUGCUGAUUGAGUGCUGGGUGCAACUUCUGUCUUCCUCUCUCCUCCAGGCUGAAUUUCCUGAAGGACUAGCUCCUGAAUCCGAAGCUCUUAUCCAUGUUGUUGAAUGUUUUAACUUCAGGCUAACAUUUGCCAUUGAUGCUAAUUCUUUCUGAAGAUGAGUCAGUUAAACAGCAGCCACUUGUAGGAUAUGAAAACCUGGCCAAAGCAGGUCAGUUUAAGGAGUUUUGAGUAUUGUGUGAGUACUGGGGAAUAACCCUGCUUCCCAGUGUGAUUUUGAAAACACUUAUUGUUUACACCAUACACUUAGGGAGUCCCAGUGACUCUCAGGAGUUCCUGUAAUGCAGGACUAUGAUCACUUGUAAAUCAGUCGGGUUUGACCAAUUUAACCAGAAUUUUCAUGCAAAUCAGACUGACAUAUUUGUAACUAAAAGGCUGCAUCGUUGGCAGUAUUCAGGGUCGAGGUAUCCUGAAUGCUUAGCCAGCUCAGUUAGGAGAAUGUGAAGCUGCUUUUAUUUAAAAGAGAAAUACUUUAAAAAUGCCUCUGCUAGACAGGAACCUAGAUCUUGAACAUGUUUUAUUUCAGGUAACUUGGAAUAUUUGGUAAGCUUCUCUUUGCUUAUGCUAAACUCACACUUGCAUUUAGAACUCGUGUCUGAUUCAUGGGGCGAUUUGUAUAUAAUGUGAGACCAUGAAAUUAUCGCUGAAUGUCAUUUUUUUCCUAAGUGAGAAAUAUUCAAGAAUCUAGCCAUAUUUGCCAAAGAAAUUCUGGUUUCACAGAUGCUGGAUAUAAGUCAGUUGCACAUAUUAUUUAAAAAAAAAGGUGCUGUGGAUUUAUUCUGUGUUUCUCUGGGUUAAAGGCACAGCUUCCACCAACAGCUAGGUAAAAUACAUUUUUCUUCCCUUUGAACCAUUUGCCUCUGUGCCCCACUGCCCCAUGUUCUGUACUUGGACCUUCCAUCCUCUCUAUGUCCAGCAUUGUUUACCUGAACACCUGCCCAUUCUCCCCGUGUCACGUAUUGUCUGCUUGAACACUGGCCCAUUCUCCUCAUGUCCCAUAUUGUCUAUCUGAACACCUGCCCAUUCUCCUCAUGUCCCAUAUUGUCUAUCUGAACACCUGCCCAUUCUCCGUGUCGCGUAUUGUUUACCUGAACACCUGUCCAUUCUCCCCGUGUCCCGUAUUGUUUACCUGAACACCUGCCCAUUCUCCCGGGGCUAUUGUUUACCUGAAAACCUGCCCAUUCUCCCGGGGGUAUUGUUUACCUGAACACCUGCCCAUUCUUCGUGUCCCGUAUUGUCUACCUGAACAUCUGCCCAUUCCUGGGGGUAUUGUUUACCUGAACACCUGCCCAUUCUAUUUCUAGUUUGUCUGCCACUGUUGGACACUGCAGCCUGCUAACAGACAAAGUAUCAGAGCUUAAAUCAUAGUCAGAUGAGUAGUAUUCCAGAUUCAAACAUGUUGUUGUGAAGUCAUGCCUAAUAACUAUCCAGUUACUAGGAGGGAAUUGAAACCAUCUUUCCAUCAACUGAUCACUCUCACAAGCAGUAGUGCUCCGUGAAAAGAUCGGGCACCUCUGGAACAGAGCUCAAUGUUAGAGCCCUUCUUCCUUCCACCGUGACUUGCUCCAGUAUAGUUUUUAAUUGUUUUAGCAAACCUUAGAUUAUAUAGCAAAGGGCAAUGAAAGGCUUCCUCCUUUUGAGUGAGGCUUCCUCAGUGUGAGUGGAGAAAGGCACCCGGGCAAGCCUGUUCUUUACAAUCAGAAUGACGGGGGUGGGGCGAAUAGAGGUUAAAGUACAAGGUAUAGCACUCAAUUCAGACUGCUGUAAACGUAUCUUCCAAGUGUUUCUUGCUGAAGUACAUGGAGUCACUGUGCAGCUGUUAAUGACUGUAGUUCAUGUACUGAAUGAUGAACCCAACUUCGUUGUGGAAUAUCCAGCUUCAACCCUGUGUAAGUAACUGUGUGUUCCCGGGAGUGGGUUUAAUACUCGGUGUAACUCCGCGCUUUCAGGAGCUGGUUUAACACUCAGUGUAACUGCGCAUUCCCAGGAGCCACAGUAUCCACUCGUUCUAGUUUAUUUUGUUCUGCAAGUGUUCCCUUCAGAUGUUUUAAGUUUUUGUCUGUAUAAGUGACUGGAUGUUCCUUCAAAACAUUCAGUAUUUGGGAGUCCCCAAAUGAUUGUAUGACUUCUAAAUAAUUUCUAUUCUAAGCUUGUAAACUAUACAUGAGAUUUCACUUUUGCAGUAAUGCUCAUGUUCAGAAAGACCCUAAAUUGACAAUUGGAAUUAAGAGAUGGAAUGUUUCAUAUAUGGUCACUCUCCAGACAGGAAUCCACAGCCCCCUCAAUAUUAGGCAGUCACACGUCAAACAACGUGACUGAGAAUUCAAAACAUCCCUCUUUUUUCAAAUUACUGAGAGUUACAGAAAGUCCUGAGAAUGUGUAGUGAAGUGUUCAGGGUUCGGGCAACCCUGGGCAGGGGGAGAUGUGUCCCUCCAGUUGUUCAGAAUUAUCUAGUUUGUUAAAUCUUUGGAAAAGUUCCACAUUUAAGCUUGCUUCUAGCUUUCUUGAAACUCUGCAUGAGUUGUGAAGCUAUUGGGAAAAGUGUGAUGAUUCUAUCUUGCUAAAUGUGCUGUUUAGUUCAUUUACUCCAGAAUCUAGUCCUGUUCUCUCUGGAAUAAUAGCAGUUGUGUGAAAUUACUGGAGCAAAUCCUCAGUUACAGUGACACACAAGUUCUGCCCUUGAUUGCAGCUUGGACUUGCUGCAAGUUGCUCUGCUGUUGACCCAGCAGCAGAUAUCAGUUCAGUAAUGUGAUCUCACUGAGAACGUUUGUGAAUCCCUCAGAGUGAAGCCUCCGAUCUCCCAAGAUUUCAAAUCCAGAGCAGGGUAGAAAGUGGUGAGUUAGAGCAGAAUACUUCACUGCACUAAGCAGCAUUGAUAUACUUGACAAGAGUGGUUGCCUGAAACUGGUGAAGAAUUGGACUGGGUGCCUUGCUGGCCUAGUACACGAGUUUAUAUCAAUGUUACUGUUUACAGCAAAGAUUGGGGGAGGAUCCUGGUAGAAUUGAAUAUGAACUCGGAUAUGUAAAUAGUGCACGAGCUGGUAUAGUGCUUUGAGUGCAUCUUUAAAAACAGCUUCGUGAAUUCUGGGCUUGUUUAUCAGUUUUUUGUGCCAGGAGCUGAAUGAGGGGGGGGGAAAUGGGUGCGUUUCUUGGAACAUUUAAUUUUAUUUCCAAUAUUCAACUCUCAAAUUAUUGAGCUGUAAAUGUGCUAGAUUUGGCAAGACAGUUGUUUGUUCUGAGAGAUCGGGCUUGCACUAAUUUUCUUUCUUUGAUAGACAUACUUCCCACCGACCUUUCUUCAUUAGGAAAGUCCAAACCAGUAUGUAAGCCCAUUCUAAUUAGCAAGUUUCACAUUAGUUCAUUUCACUUCAACCUCCAACCAUUUCACACACACACACAACUGCUUCAAGUCAUUAUGCUUAAUCUUUUUAAUUCCAUCCAAAUCUUAGUAAAUGGGAUUUUAGUUUAUUUUAAUUUGAAUGCUACUGCACGUAACAGGGAAUAAGAGCUUGUCCUUUAAAGUGCAAACUUGUACAGGAACCACGCACAGUGCCAGGGGCUCCACAUAUUGCAAUCCUGCCCCAAGUGGGUUGGAGCCUCAAGGGCUGGGGUUGGCCAGGUCUUUGCGGCUGCAGACUGACCUCUGCUGGUAAUUGUAUAUGCUGGAACACUAGUGCGAUUAUAUUUUAAAUAUGAAUGUCACUGCAUAUAGGGGGGAAUACGAGUGUGUCCUUUCGAGGGCAAAUUUAUAAUUGAACCACACACAGGUUCCUUAUAUUGCCCCAUGGGCUUCAGCAGCUGUGUCCUCACAAGCUGGGACCUCCAGGGCUAGGCAGCUAUGCCCUCGCCAGCUGCAGUUUGACUUCUGAUGAUAAACACGAAUGCUGGAACACUAGUACGUUUCUAUUUACCGGCUUCUCCUUCCCAGCCCAAAAUAAUUCAACAUCCAGACCCUGUUAUUCUCGUCUCUGAAUUUGAAAUGCCUCCUUCCGGUAGAACUUCUGUGUUUAAAAGUCUGUAUUUCCCAUUGAGAGCUGAGAACUCCCAUUUCAGCUGCUUCAAUACUUACGCUCCCAGCUUUCAAUUGCCAGGAAUGUAAUCACGUGGUUCAGCUUUGAGCACAACCUAUUGUAAAAUAGAUUGACAGGUUGAUGGUUUGAAAAGGAAUCCAGUGCUUUCAUGAGCCAGGAAUCACCUCUUACAGCAGCGUGUGGCUCAGUAUUUAUUACAAUUCCUUAGCAGUUUAAAUAUAGACUUGCAGAGCCAGGCUGAGUGAAAUAUUAACCUGAAGUGGAAUGCCCAGAGUGCCUGCUUAGGAUGCUGGUGAGUCUCCUUAUCCUGGCUGCUGGAAUAUUAGAAACUACAACAAAUGCAGAUUUAUCCCACUUUUAAAAACAAACUUGUAAAAUACUUGAACAAGAGCUUGUAACAUAAACUAUUAAUCACUUAGAGUAUUUGCUUUUUAGUCUGAUGUGGUUCCUUCUGGGUAGUGUUUUGCCCUUUGUAAUUUGUGGUAAUUCUGCUUUCCUUUUAUAUAAAAAAAAUCAGUUAAAAUGUACAAAAAAUAAAAAAAAAACACAAACGA
Molecule: messenger RNA, 9625 nt
Organism: Carcharodon carcharias (great white shark)
Lineage: Eukaryota; Metazoa; Chordata; Chondrichthyes; Lamniformes; Lamnidae
Gene: larp1
Product: La ribonucleoprotein 1, translational regulator
Exons: 20
Coding region: 19-3297 (1092 amino acids)
Biological process (GO): mRNA stabilization; positive regulation of translation
Cellular component (GO): cytoplasmic stress granule; cytosol
Molecular function (GO): RNA cap binding
Source: RefSeq, a predicted model, not a curated record